Molecule: messenger RNA, 227 nt
Organism: Amoebophrya sp. A25
Lineage: Eukaryota; Dinophyceae; Syndiniales; Amoebophryaceae
Source: the annotation of a GenBank genome assembly
GCUGCUCUACCUAAAACCGAUAUCAGUCAAGUGGAAGUUUCAAGAAGCAAACGCAAACGUCGACAACGAUAUACCCCGAACCCCAACAAGCGACAUCAUGGCUCCCGAAACCUCUACCCCGCCUGCUGAGGGCGGCCCUGAGGAGAUAGAGGAAGAUUUCGAGACAGAGAAACAAGACAAGGGUGAACAAAGUCCUCGCACCAGCAGCAACGACGCUAUUAAGGGAC